AUGCUUUCCAGAUCAAUCCGUUAUUGUUCCAAGAGAAUUCCCAAGAGACAAGUCCCAGCGGCACGCUCAAUUUUCUUCGUGUCAAGAAUUACUCCACAAAAUGUCAAGUCGUUCCCCACAAGGAUUUUUGCAGUCAACUACAGUUCUGCUACUCAACCUGAUUCCAAUGGCAAGGGAGAAUUAUUGAUCGAGUUUACAUGUAACGUAUGUGAUGAAAGGUCAUCUCAUAACAUGUCAAAGCAAGCUUAUGAGCAUGGUACUGUAUUGAUACAAUGUCCUAAAUGUCAAAGUAGACAUUUGAUUGCUGACCAUUUGGGUUUCAUCAGAGAUGAAAAAUUUGAUCUCAAGGAGUACAUUGAAAGCCAAGGAGAAAAGAUUGACAACAGAGUGUUGGAAUUUGAAAAGAUCCCCCCUAACUUGGCUCACUCCUCGGGGCAAACUGCUGAGGAGGACACCCCUAAACAGGAAAAAGUUUUGGAUCUCGAAAGUCCAGAUGAUAAAGUGAUUAAAGACAAAAAGGAGUAA
Molecule: messenger RNA, 525 nt
Organism: Lodderomyces parapsilosis
Lineage: Eukaryota; Fungi; Ascomycota; Pichiomycetes; Serinales; Debaryomycetaceae
Exons: 1
Coding region: 1-525 (174 amino acids)
Biological process (GO): protein stabilization; protein folding; protein import into mitochondrial matrix
Cellular component (GO): mitochondrion
Molecular function (GO): zinc ion binding; protein-folding chaperone binding
Source: RefSeq, a predicted model, not a curated record